Sclerotinia sclerotiorum 1980 UF-70 is the source of this 1044-nucleotide messenger RNA. RefSeq lists its product as hypothetical. NCBI's taxonomy places the organism in Eukaryota, Fungi, Ascomycota, Leotiomycetes, Helotiales, Sclerotiniaceae. The record is from RefSeq and is a predicted model, not a curated record. The transcript is spliced from 2 exons. Bases 1 to 1044 code for a protein of 347 amino acids.
AUGGUUUUCUUAAUCGACACAGACGGAAAAGAUUAUGUUUUCACCUAUGGAAUCUUCGGUGUUCAGCACGAAGAACUUACCCUAGAAAAAGCAACAUCUAUCUCCACCCUCUACAAACUCCUCUCUUCAUCCGCCAAUCGUGUCGAUCACCUCCAAGACGAAAGUCACGGGCUUCCUCGCCACGGCCCCAAAUCCACAACUUUCGUUGCAUACUGGUUAUCCUCCUCUUCCUACAAAUUAUGGAAAGAAUCAUCUCCCGUCAAGGACUUUUGGGCCUCCUUACCUGCUGACGCGGGCGUCUGGCGCGAGGUAAUGACGGUCCCUAAAUCCCGCUUCAUGUUCGCCUCAAGCCAGCCCGUCCCAUCGGCAAUGGGAACAUUACUUCCAUUCAAACAGAGCAACGAUGAAGGAUACUGGGGCGUAUACCGUCAUCGACUUUCCGAGACACCGGAUUCUCACACCGAACCAUCAGAUACAUUCACCUCAUCCUAUAUCACUCCCACCAAGGCAAAGACUAACGAAACGAGAAAAAUCAUUGAUAUACCCAACCCUCGUAGCUCCAAGAUCAAAUUAGGAAGAGUCAGCAUCUCAAACCCUCCCGAAAACCUGAUCUUUGUCCGAGAAGGGCAGCGUCAACCUCACAUUCCUCCCGCGGAAACCGAAGCCUGGCUGAAGCGAAUAAAUCCCCACGCACAAUCGUGGAUAUCCCAUCUGGACACUGAGCGCAAUAAAAAUGGUGUCAUAGCAUUCACCACUCAUAUUGGACACGAGAAUCCCGCACCAGAAACUGUGAAUGACAAAUUCGACCCCAAAGCGGAUUUAGAGCUUGAUACUGAGGCUAUUGCUGAGACGAAUCAACUCGCUUAUUUUUUGGACUUGGCGCAUUUUGAGCAGGCUGGACGUUCGCAUAAGGGCCAUGUAGAGUUGAGGAAAACGGUUAUGAGUCUUUAUGGACCGGGUGGUCAGUUGGAGAAGGGAAAGGCGGUUUUGUUUGUGGAGCUGUGUGUUUUGAAGUCGAAGGAUUUGGAUGCAGAUGAAUUAUGA